CAAAAACGCCAACCGGCUGGCCACAUUGUGACAGUUGCCGAACUAAUUUUUCUGCUUUUUUGCACCAGAGGCAGAGGUGGUGGUUUCUCCCGGAAUUUAAUUUCUUAAAAACCCGGUGUGCAGGUUUGGACGAAAGUGGGUUGUUUCAGUAAUGCCUCCGGUCCGUUGGGAGCGUGGAAGACAUUACAGCGGAACCACAAGAAAUGAAUACGAAAAGUUGAUUUCACAGCUAAAUGAAGAAAUCUCACACCUAUCAAAUCAGAACAGAUCAUUGUCCGAAAACCUCCUGCGGACCAAGGAGACGAUUGCCGUGGAGCGCAGCAAUGAACGCGACCUGGAAAAACACAGUCAGUCCUUGAUGCAUGAGCUAUGUCAAUUGCGUAAAGCAAAUGAGAAUAUGAAGGCGGAUUUUCAUGCGCAGUUGGAAUCGACGAAUCGGGAGCGGGCUCGUUUGCAGUCUCAACUAAAUGAACUGCUCAGCAGAAAGCAGGAGACUGAAGCGAAGGCGGAAAGAGCCCAAAAGGAGAAGAACCGAUUGGAAAAUUGCGUCACCGAGUCUCAAAGGAAACAACGAAUGAAUGAACUAGGGAACCGUGACAUGCGUUCCCUUAUUCUUCGUUUGGAAGAAGACAAAAAAAGACUAACGCAGAGAAUUGAAAAGUUGACUGCGAACGAGAAGACGCUGGUUCUGGAACUGGAACGCAUAAAGCGACACGACGGAACUGGUCUUGGGAGUACAAAAGCAAAGUCCGCAGCUCGUUUGGAGGAGCAUCUCAGUGGUGUUGAAGCUGAUCGGGAUUAUUGGCGUAGCCAGGUGGAGCUAUUGCAACAGAUGUUGGCGAAUCCGGCACUCAAUCAGCGAAAUGGAAUGGUCACUCGGAGUGCCGGUAGCCGCUUGAGGGCUAAACCACCGCUAACGGGUCAAGGGACGAUAAAACCGAUCAGCAAAUCUAGAGACGGGAUCCAAAGUAAACAAAGCGAAGAUUUGAAUCAACUGACAAAGCUCCGCCAAGAAAAAGAGGACAUGAAGAUGAUGUUGAACAAAUUAGAGCAACGUGUACAGGAAAUACAGAAAAAUGUUCAUUCUUUGACGGUGGAACGUGAUCAGCUGAAUAAAUUGUACAAAGAGGCCAGAGCCGAAGUACAUCGUCUACAUCAAGAUUUGUAUGCCAUCCGCGAAAACGGGGAUCGAGCCAAUUAUAACAGUCAGUCGGCGCUACGUCGUGCAGAAACCGAGCGAGACAGGGUUCUUGUUGACUUGUCUCGUGUCACCGCGGAGCGGGAUGGCUUGGUGACAAAGUAUAAGAACACCAGUGAGAACGCAGUGGCCGAUAAACAGCGGCUCACCAAGCAGAUGGAUCAAUUGGAGAAAAAUUUGGAACAAAUUUGCACCGAGCGAGAUGAGCUGACCAGACGUUUAGGUGAAUUGCGGCAGCAUCUGAAGGAGCAACACGACCGUCAAAAGCAGUUGGAAGGCGGUAUGAUAGAACGACAGGAAUUGUACAAACAAGAAAAAGCAACGAACGAUAAAUUGCAGGAUCGGUUGGAUGCGGUUAUUUGCGAAAAGGAGACGGCCGAACGCAAGGGACAGUGGUAUGAGCAUCAGUUCAAGGAAGCACAAAGUUCACUCUCUCAAACUGAACAACAAUUGUCCAAAGAGAGAGAACGAAACAACUGGCUGUCGGAGAUGCACGAAAAAUUGACGGAGGACACGAAAACGCUGAGAGCCGAUCUCGAGGUGGUCAAGAAAGACAAAGCACAUCUGGAGUUGUGUAUGGAAGACCUGACGGUGAAUCAUCGACAGGCAGUUCGAGAACGCGAUGAACUCGUGCAAUGCUCCGCGUCUAUGCGUGAACACAUACGAAAUUUGGAGUCCAAUUUAAAGGAGGCCGAAAGCGAACAGAAACGUAUCAAUGAGACGGUUAAACUAGAGAAGUCAGCCAACGACAAAUUACAAGAACGAUUGGACGCGGUGACCAGAGACAAAGAGUCGGCCGAGCGCCGAGGGAAUUGGUAUGAGGGGCAAUUCCGCGCAUCACAAGACACAUUGUCUCACAUGGAACAGGAGUUAUCCGCAGAGAAAGAGCGAUCCAAAUGGCUAUUGGAUAGACAAGAAAAAUCUGCAGAGGAAGCGAACUCGCUUAGGGCCACUGUUGAUCUGGCCAACAAGGAUAAGGCACAUUUGGAAGCAUGCAUUGAAGAUCUGACAGCCAGCCAUCGGCAAGUGGUUCGUGAGCGUGACGAACUCGUACAACGCUCGUCCGCAUUGCGUGAACACAUGAUGGACUUGGAGUCGACUCUGAAAGACGUUGAGAGUGAACUGAAACGAACCAAUGAAAUGAUUAGGGCCGAACGAAACAACAAUAGCGAUCUGCAACAACAACUUGACCAGAGUCGAAGAAGAGGCGAGUUGGUUGAAAAGGAUUUGGCAAACAUGAACGCGAAAUUCCGAGAAUGUGAAGACCAACUGCACGCCUCAGGAACCCGAGUGUCGCAGCUGGAGCGUGAGCUGCGGGCAGAACGAGAUGAUUAUGCUCAGCUACGAGCACGGAUGGAAGCGCUGGACGAUGAGAAACAAGGACUGGAAUCAGCUCUGAGGGAGACAACACAACGCUUGUCGCAUUCAGAAGUUGACCUAUCUAGCCGCACGCGAGAACUAAACGAGCUACGUACGUCCAACGAAGAAUCUACACGAGCUUUCAACCGAGCCCAAGACACACUGUCCCUGAAGACAUCCGAAUUGGCAAACACUCGAACUGAACUAAAUGCAGUGCAAUCCAAUUUGAUUGAGGUAAGACGAUUAUUGGAAGCGGAAGAGAAGGAGAAUACACGGAUUCGGGAGGAGUUCACACAACUUUCACGAGAGUUUCAAACUCUGCAGACAAACUUCCAGGACGCCCAGGAUGAGCAAGAGGAAUUGAAACAGCGGGCAAAGGGAUAUCUGAGCGAGAUUUCUCGACUGGAACGAGUGGUCAGCGAACGAGACGGGGAAUGCGUACAACUGAUGGAUCAACUCCGCGCGGCCAACGCGGACUGCGAGUCCUGGCGGUCUCGGUGGGAGUCUUCAGAAAAGAAACUGACCACAGUCCGCAUUGAAGCCGAGGACCGUGAAUCCGAGUUGGUCUCUGAGCGCGAAAGAGCUGAUGCCCGAGAAAGGGAGGUGGCUCAUCUUAAGACGAGUCUAAACACUGCAGAACUACAAAGUAGCGCAAUGUCGCGAACAGCUGCUGAAACAACGGAACAACUUCAAAUGACGCGAGCCGAGUUGGAGAUCCUGAGCUCAGAGAUAACCAGAUUGCGUGAGAUCUCCACUCGCCUUGAAAGUGAAAAAGCAAGCGCACAACGUGAAACGAACGCGCAGAGGACAGAAAUAGAACAGCUGCGCUCACAAUUGGAUGAUUUUGAGUUGGAAUUGGAGCAGUUGCGAGAGCAGUUAGAUCAAGAGCGAUCAAUGAACAAUAACCUACAAUCGGCAAUGCAGUCUACUCGACAAAAAGAACAAAAUGCCAUCCUGGAACUUCAAGAGAAGCUGGUGGAGGUGAACGCACUGAAAGAGCGACUGAACGCCGUGGAGGAACGGGCUGAUGCUUCAUACCGGGAGUCCGAACGCCUGAGAGAACGCCUGGCUGAAGCAGAAAGGGAAGCCAAUAGGCUCUCGAGGAGUUUAUCUGCUGAGAAGUUUGAAAAGGAGCGUGCCUUGACCGAACUUCGAUUAAAUACCGGAUACCGCCCCUCCGGAUAUUCCAGUUACGGAACAGGAUUAUACCCAAGUUCAACGCUGCUCCGGGAACGCCAACCGUACAGUGAACGUGAAAAAGACUAUUAG
Dicrocoelium dendriticum is the source of this 3826-nucleotide messenger RNA. The record is from the annotation of a GenBank genome assembly. NCBI's taxonomy places the organism in Eukaryota, Metazoa, Platyhelminthes, Trematoda, Plagiorchiida, Dicrocoeliidae.